Messenger RNA from Xenopus tropicalis (tropical clawed frog), 3960 nucleotides. It is a transcript of the gene cep95, whose product is annotated as centrosomal protein 95kDa. Gene Ontology annotation, cellular component: spindle pole; centrosome. The transcript is spliced from 22 exons. The coding region runs from base 838 to 3543 and encodes 901 amino acids. Lineage: Eukaryota; Metazoa; Chordata; Amphibia; Anura; Pipidae. The record is from RefSeq and is a predicted model, not a curated record.
GGGGGGGGCGCAGGGAGGAUGUUGGGGGGCGCAUGUGCAGUAGAGACAGUGAGGGAAAGGGAGUGGGCAUCCCUUAUUAAAGAUGGCGGCGCUGUUCACUAAAACAAGUAUGUAGAAUGUAGCAGGUGUAUAGCAGAUUAGGCAAGCCAGAAAUAUAGCGUUUUUACACAGCAAUAGUAGUACUAUUUAAUAGUGUGCUUAAUAGAGUUUGACUUUCCUUGUCCUUUAAUCUGAAUUUUUGCAAAUCGUACUUCUAAACAUCCUAAAUUCGAACUUUGAUAAAUCUGCCCCUAAAAGUUAACCUGCAGCUGAACCCCCCCUUUAACCCUUCUGCUCCCAACCUUGUACGUCUGGGUCCUACUCUGCCGUUUGCAUGCUUCCCAAUCUGCUGUAGGGCUGGUACUUUGUCAGCUAAUCAGGUCUCAAUACAAUAAGCACCCCACUGCUUUCCUGUCUGAUUAAUUCUAACAGCAGUAAAUAAAAUGUGGGCGGCCAAGAAUUAUUUCCAGUUAUAUCUCAUUUUGAAGAGAAAUGUGUCAGUGCCAGGAGUCUGCGGCCGGCCAGGUCGGCUUCCAUCCUUUUCAGCUUCUGUGUCACUUUUACAGCUCAUUCUCUUUUUCCCAAUUUUCCUUUUUUCAGCUGUUCCUGGGACCAUCCCAUCUAUUACUGGGGGAUUAUUGUCCCAGAAAACUUCAGAACAUCCUUACGCAGACUCCAUGGUCGAACCCUAUGUGGGAACUAUUUCUUCAAAAGGGACCUGUCACUCGAGGCAGUGACGUCAGAUCCGGAAGCAACGGCCUGGGAGUGCUGACCAAUCAAAACGCGUUCGUGGUUUAAAUGCCUUACCCUGGGGGGAACCCCGAAUGUUUGUGUGUGACACCCUACUUCCCAAGGAGUAUGGGCACCCAGGAAACAGAGUGGGUGGAUGUUGCCAACAGCCUUCUGAGUAAAUGCCACAUUAACCUGCAAGUCCAGGAAGUGUCGGGAUGUGACGCUCGUGUAUUUCUUGCUCUCUACGAAGCUAUUUUAGGAGAGAAGGUACCAGAUUUUAUUCCUGACGCUCAGAAUCCAGAAACCAACGCUCACAAUGUGCAGUCUGUUAUCGACUCUCUUGCUCUGGAUUAUCUGCAGGUCAGCCUGUCCCAUAUCACAGGGGAAAACAUUGUGCGUGGGGAUACUGAAUCCAUCCAAAACCUUUUGGAAAUAUUUGACGGCUUGCUGGAGUAUCUCACCGAACAAAUCAGUGAAGCGUCUUCCCAAAAUGGAGAGGAUUUAGAUGAUCGUGACUUCAGCCAAAGGAGGCAAAAUGAUGAGGUGCCAAAAGCACAGGAAGAGUUGCUGCCCACCCUGAGGCCACCCCCACUGGCAGGAUCUCCCGCGCUCUCUUCAGAGGUCUUUGUGCCAUCCUGGGAAGUGGACGGGUCUGAAUCCACGGCUGAGCUGAUCAGACUGGGAGACACUGCACAGACAUUUACCUGGAGGGGUUUGAGUCUGGAGCGGGCAACGUACGUCCAGAGGGAGGAGGAGCCAGUUCCCAAGCAGCCCAGUGUGGAAGGUGGUGAGGGGCUUCCUCAGGCCCCUGCGUGUGUUCCCAGUCACAGAGUAGGGGAAGGGUACGUUGCUGUGAAUGGUUUCUCUGUACCGGGAUCUCACCAUGAGGAUCUGCAACCUGCCAUCCCUCUGAAUCGCCCAUACCAGCCCGGCAGGCCCCCCACUGCAGAUAGAGAGGCUGCAGGCAGCGGAGGGCCCUCCCAUGUCCAUAUACAGAGCCACGAAAGGCUGCCUUCCACCGGUGGGCCCCAAGCCCCUGCUGUGGAUUCCAGACAAGGCAAAUCUCCUGAUGGAGCAGAGACCCGGGACACACACAAUGGGACCUCGGUCUCCCCCUUCCAAAAGAAAGUUGCCUUCCGCACCCUCCCUGACAUCCGCCUCAUGACCCUGCACAGCACCCUUACAGACUGUGAGAAUGGGGCAUUGGCCAAAGAAGAGGAGCUGGAACAGACCGAUUCCACCAUGCAACCGGAAAUUAGCGAAAGAUACUCUGCCCCUGGCUCCCGCCACUCUUUGUUUGAUUCCUGGGCUACAGACACCAAGCUGUCAUCCAUCACAGAGGAGCCAUUUUCAGUACAGAGAGCAAGGAACCGACUAUCGGAGCAGGAACUGCAGGAAAUGUCAGAGAAAUUGUCUCGCAAGCUGGAUGAACUGGACCUGAUGCUGAAGAAGGCGCUGGGGGCCCAGGCCGGAGGGGCGGAGCCUAGAGAAGAGGACAAGCUUUCCCAGCACAGUGACAGUAUCAUGGAGUUCCGCAGGAAGAAGCAGCUACAAGCAAUGCAGAGUUCAAGGAAACAGCAGAACAGACCUCGCUCUCUCUCGCCCACGCCGCUGGCUCCGCCCCGACACCCCCUGCACCCCCAGUUUGAGGACGCCUUACACAGGAAGGCCAAGGGGGAAGCCGGUAAGAUCAGGAGGGGCUUACAGAAGGAGCUGGACCUGCAGAGGAUGAAGUCCCAGCUACUGGCAAAUGACUAUGAGGAGCAACUAAAGGAUUUGGUGCAGACCGAGCGGGCUCAGCUCUCUGCCCUAAAGGCCAAAUUAAAGCAAACGGAGGAAGAGUGUGAGCAGAAUGUGUGCAAGGAGCCCAAGGAGAAGCUUCAGCCCGAGAUGGUUUAUUCUGCAAAGCGCUUUGUUUGUACCCCAAAGGGCAGCAAGGUGCCCGCUCUCCGCACCCAGCCCAGAAAAGUGGCACGGAUGAAGGUAAAGGAGAAUGAUCUGCUCCCCCUGCUGCUCGAUGAGUUCCCCUGUCUGCAGAUUUCCCCCCACACACUGAGGCGAAUGUGGCAGGGGCAGGUGUCGCAAAUGGAACGGCUCGCCAAAGCCUCGCAGGGUGACCAGCGCAGUGAACGCAGGCUGCAAAUAGAGGUGGAGGAGGCACAGAAGAAACAGGACCUUCUUGUUGAUAUUAUCCGCAAAGAGCAGGGCCAGAACCAGCGCCUGAAGGAGUUCAGGGAGCGGAUUGGGCUGCAGAAAUCGGCCCAGAAUAGGAUGAAGGAGAGGCGGCAGCAGGCGGUUCGGGCCAGGCGGUACUAUGAGGAUUACCACGUGCAGCUUCGGGCCAAGCUGAUGAGAGCUCGGACAAGGGAAGAGCGGCUCUUUAAGAAGCUGUUUGAGGAGGGGCUGGAGCUGCAGAAGGAGCGGCUGCGAGAGAUUCGCUCGUACACCCGGGAGCAGCGGCUCGAGCAGAGGAAGAGGCACAAAGAUGAGUUGGACUCCAUGGAAAACUACUAUAAAGACCAGUUCUCCAUGUUGGCCGAUGCCGUCACUCAGGAACGCCAGCAGAUCCAGGCCCAGGAGCAGGCGCAGGCUAAGACGCUGCAGAAGAUAAAGAGAGAGCUGAGAGGAAAGAUGGAGAAGGAGAUCCGGGAUCUACAAGAGAUGAUCAUUAGAACAGACGAAGACGCUUUCUUCCGGGAUCUGGAGGCAGAGAGACUGAGGAGGCGGCUGCAAAUGGCUUCCUAUCAGUACAGCAAAAGCCACUGUAUGUAAUAGCAGCACGCGGCCACAGGAGGGCGACUCAUAGAGGGGAAAAUACGUGUGGCCUGAAGGGGAAUUCUGACACUAAUGGUACAGGAAUAUACACUAUUCCCGCCCCCCCAGGAGGGAAACUUGUGCCACCCCAGUUAAUUGGCCGGCUGGGCAUCUCUGUAAUCACUGUGAGCCUAGGGGGGGUCCGGCCUACAGCCAAUCCACGUGCCACGUUGUUAUCCUUGCCUUUAUACAGUGUAUUUGGGGGGCAGUCACAUUAGUGACCCCCUGGCCAAUUGGGAAGUGCCUUAGCCACACGCGGCACAGAGUCUCCGCCCCCCAGCGGGUUAAUUUGCUUUAUUUAUUUCCAGCCAAGAUUUUAACUUAUUGUGUGAAUCUGUCAUUUUUACCUGAAAGUAAAAGCGGGGUUUUCUGUUA